AUGGCGAUCCCCGGCCGAGGAAGCAGGUCUGCGGGUUUGAUGUCCUCGGUGGCUCUGCAGCUGCUGCUGAACGUGACGAGCUUCUACUUCGUCUUCUACUUCCUGUUUACUCUCGGACUGAUCGUCAGAAAGAGCUUGACGCUGUCGUAUCCAGCUGAUGCUCUCACCUGUGAUGUUGCUCUGCUCUUCCUCCUGGCUGCUCUGCACCUUCUCCAUUUCUUCUGCGGUGUGAAGGGCAACCUGACAGAGAGUGAGAGCUAUAUCCUGGGGAACCUUGUUGUCACAGCGCCCACUAUCUUGGUGUCGGUCUACUUCCUGGUGUGGCAGACCUACGUGAUGCGGAUGGACGUCAUCAUCAGCAGCAUCUUAGUUGCCGUCUAUAGCUUAGACGGAGUCAUGGCUUUAGUUACCUUAGCCAGAUUUGCAAGGUUGGUCCCACUUCCACUAGUUUUUAUAGCAGCUAGUUCGCGGUCUCCAGCAGCGGUCGGCGGGCUGUUCGUGCGCAGUGUGGGUCGUGUCUGCUGUGAAACCAGAGGUCACCAGGAGACACCGGGAGGUCAUCUGUCCGAGCAGCAGGCAGGUGGGAUGGCAGGCUGA
Molecule: messenger RNA, 597 nt
Organism: Nematolebias whitei (Rio pearlfish)
Lineage: Eukaryota; Metazoa; Chordata; Actinopteri; Cyprinodontiformes; Rivulidae
Product: transmembrane protein 80-like
Exons: 6
Coding region: 1-597 (198 amino acids)
Biological process (GO): non-motile cilium assembly
Cellular component (GO): ciliary transition zone
Source: RefSeq, a predicted model, not a curated record